Messenger RNA from Candidula unifasciata, 891 nucleotides. The record is from the annotation of a GenBank genome assembly. NCBI's taxonomy places the organism in Eukaryota, Metazoa, Mollusca, Gastropoda, Stylommatophora, Geomitridae.
AUGAAAUCACAUUUGAACAUUCCCGAUACCUGUAACCCGUUCACCGUCUGCUGGCCGACAAUGCCAUUGAAUUCAAAGACGCUGGCGUUGGCUCGAAAGCUCAGUCAGCACUUUCCCAAGUUUCUUGUGUGUCAACAGAAUUGUCAUUUUGAUUCUAGAAGUGUUUCAUCUCUGUCAAGCCGCAUUCGAAAAAGAAUUAAAUCUAACGAACAAAGUGAUCAUAGUUCGGAGAUGGAAGCAGCAACACGCACGCCGCGCUUUGUGGUAUCAAUUGAAGGAAAUAUCGGCAGCGGAAAAACGGAGAUGUUGAAUUAUUACCAGAAAACACAAAAUUGUGAGAUCGUUCCAGAACCAGUUGAGAAGUGGAGAAAUAUUCAAGGUUACAACGCUUUGGAGCUUAUGUAUGAGAACCCAGAAAGAUGGGGGAUGGCACUUCAGACCUACAUUCAGCUAACAAUGCUGCAAUUGCAUAAGUUACCCCAGGAAAAGCCAGUACGACUCAUUGAAAGAUCAAUCUUCAGUGCCAAGUAUUGUUUUGUUGAGAAUCUCUUCAGAAGUGGAAAAAUGCCAGAGAUUGAAUACCUAAUACUCACUGAAUGGUUUGAAUGGAUUAUCAAGACACAGAAUAUUCAGCUGGACUUGAUUGUAUACCUGCGGACAGAUCCUGAACUUCUCCAUGAGAGAAUUAUGAGGCGAUGCCGACCUGAAGAGAAAUGCAUUCCACUUGAUUACCUAAAAACUUUGCAUCAACUUCACGAAGACUGGCUUCUACACAAGAAGUUCCCUUGUCCUGCUGAAGUAUUGGUAAUUGAUGGUAACUCGGCACUGGAAAAGAUGCCAGAGUCGUAUGAACAGCACAGGAAUAAAAUUGUUAAUCCGCUAACCUACUGA